Molecule: messenger RNA, 665 nt
Organism: Papilio polytes (common Mormon)
Lineage: Eukaryota; Metazoa; Arthropoda; Insecta; Lepidoptera; Papilionidae
Gene: MED11
Product: mediator of RNA polymerase II transcription subunit 11
Exons: 2
Coding region: 131-535 (134 amino acids)
Biological process (GO): regulation of transcription by RNA polymerase II
Cellular component (GO): mediator complex
Molecular function (GO): transcription coregulator activity
Source: RefSeq, a predicted model, not a curated record
AUGUCAAAUUGAAAUGUCAGAACAGAAAUAGAUGUUUAUUGUAUCUUUUACAUAUUUAUUAUCAUAUUGCUUAACAAAUACCAAGCCAGAAGUUUAGUUCUCUUAAAACACUGUUUUCUUUUAUUUAGAAAUGGCGGGACCAAUGGAAAGAAUCCAAGUUCUUGACGAUAUUGAAAAGGACAUUAUCACUUGCCUGCAAUGUGCUGCACAAGCACUUCUAGAAUUGGGAAAAGAAAAAUCGAGUCAGAAACAAGCUGAGACUAAUACUUCACAAUUCUUAAGAACUCUUAGCCAAGUUGAGUCCAAAUUGAGUGACCAGAUCAAUUACUUGACACAAGUGUCUACGGGACAGCCUCAUGAAGGCUCCGGAUAUGCAUCUCAGAAAGUGUUGCAGAUGGCUUGGCACAGACUAGAACAUGUCCGCUCUUGGGUUAAUGAAUUAGAUCGACUGAAAGCAUCACAUUUGGCUGCGGCCAAUCGUCCAGCACCAGGAAUACCUAAUGGCAGUAUGACUUCUUCUGGAACUAGUACAUAAAUGUUUAUAUCUUCAUACCUGCACUAGGUUUUGAAAAAAAUGUUCAUGUAAGGUAUUUGUAGUUAAUUUAUCUUAUUAUCUACAGCAACUGCUUGUAUCUAUGUUUAAUAAUAAAUGUAAGGAAAUUUGA